This is a messenger RNA of Nezara viridula (southern green stink bug), 7079 nucleotides long. Lineage: Eukaryota; Metazoa; Arthropoda; Insecta; Hemiptera; Pentatomidae. The record is from the annotation of a GenBank genome assembly.
AGCCGAUUAAACCUGGCGGUUAACAAACAGAUCUGUCAGAAGUCGGGAGUGUGGAGGUUACUCAGAAUUAACGAUUCAUAUUUAUAGUUUUACUUCCCAAUAAUGAUUUGAUUUUUCAUUAUUUAAUAUGAGAUUUACCAAGGCCGGAAUGUCUAUAUUGGUUUUACUGUUAGGUCUUUCAAUUAUUAUUGCUCACGUCUUGGGUUUGAUGUCCGUGAACCACAGUGAAAAAAAUGUUAACGAUUUAAAUUCAGCCUCAAGUACUCUUAAAAUAAGCGAUUCAUCUGAUCAUCUUAUGUGGUUCGUGCAGGUAUCAGAUAUACAUCUAAGUAAUUUCCGUGAUAAGACCAGAGGAACGACAUUAUUAGAACUCUGUGACUUUACAUUCAAACAUAUCAACCCAUCUGUCAUUCUGGCAACAGGUGAUCUCACUGAUGGAAGGAAAUGGGAUUCAGUGGGUUCUAUGCAGAUAAAAGAAGAAUGGAUUAUGUACAAAGGAAUUUUAGAUAAAUGUAGAACUUUGAAGAAAAUACCAUGGCUAGAUAUAAGAGGGAACCAUGAUAACUUUGACGUCCCUGAUGUAUACUCACCAAAGAAUUUGUUUCUGAAGUACUCAAUGCAGGGAAGAAACCAAUCGAGAUCAUAUAUUCGUAAAUUGAGUAUUGGUUCGGAAACUUAUGCUUUUGUUGCUGUUGAUGCCACCCCUGAUGUGGGAAUCAAGAUGACGUUCAAUUUUGCUGGCAUAUUGUCGGAUACAGAAGUUGAUAGACUGAUGGGAUUUCAUAGAGAGUUGAAUGAUGUGAACUACACUGUGUGGUUCAGUCAUUAUCCCACAUCGUGUAUCGUUAGCCAGCCAGAGAUAAGAAAUAUCAUCGCUUCAGACCAAAAUAGUGUUGCUUAUUUAUGCGGUCAUUUGCACACUUUCUUUGGUUUAGCUCCCAAUAUGUACAGCUUGCAAAAAAAUGGCUUUUACGAAUUGGAACUAGGCGAUUGGAAAGUAAAUAGAGUAUAUAGAGUCGCUGCUAUAGAUCACGGGCUCUUUUCCUUUACGGAUGUGAAGCAUAAUGAUUGGCCCGUAGUCCUUGUUACCAAUCCUAAGCAUGCUCUAUUUCAGUCGAGGCGUGAACCUCUUGAAGCGAUGCUAUCGUCUACACACAUCAGGGUUCUUGUAUUUUCUCCUGAUAAAAUCAAUUCCGUUAUGAUAAGAAUUGACUCAGGCCCUUGGAAUAAUGCUUCACACGUUUCAGGACCGCUCCAUGUUUUACUUUGGCAACCUUUAAACUAUUCCUCUGGAAUCCACAAUAUUGAGGUCGUUGUCUCAGACAUAUAUGGCCGAGAAAAGGUGGUGAACCAGCCAUUUUCCCUCGAUGGUUCUAAUUUAGAGUUCAAGCUUCUUCCAAAAUUUUUAUUAAUGCUGAAGUUCAAUACCAUUUUACAAGUCUUAUUCAGUUUGGCCGUUGCUUCUUGUGUUCUUCCUUUCUGCCUUCUACGAUAUUUAAACUACCGAAGCUUAGCUGGUAAAAUACAUUUAGAAUGUCUUAGAAAGGAAUCAUUCAUCCAUCGCUGUUUGAAGAGCUUUUGGGCACUGUCUAAUCUGAAUUCACUUUUUUAUCCAAUAUUUUUAUAUCCGAUUUACAUUAGUAUUGGGCCGUGGGCUGUUGCCGAACUGGUUGAAGGACAUUAUGGAUGGAUAUUCGUUUGGGGAAUAUUUGUUAAUGGGACCUUUAUUGCAGACUCUUUUACAUACAUCUACGCCUUAGUGCAGCUAUUUUUGUUUGAAGGCCCCAUUAUUUUGUGUACAGCAUAUUCUCUGAAUAAAAGGUUACACGAGUAUCCUGUCUCCAGUAAGCCAAGAAACAAAAACAAACUACUCCAGGCUGUGAAUUCUUUUAUUUCCGGACUUCCUUAUUUAUUAUUGCUUCUGUCCCAACUGCUGCUUCUCUACUCCAGUUACUUAGCUUACGGCUUUCUGGCCGUUAUUGGGCCUUUUCGAUCUUGGCCAAUUAUUCUUAUACUAUGGUGCUGGCACCAUACUAAAACUGUGCCACUGUUAACAGUGAGAUCAGCUGUUCAUGCAUGGGAGAGAAAAAGUGCCCAAAAUUGAGGAAUUUUUUUGUGAUAAAAAUGUUAACAUUAAAGAUAUUUUGUAUGUUUUAAAUUAUUGAAUGUUAUUUGUAAUAUAUUUUAUUAUUAUAGGCUUAACUAUUACCAUAUAUACAUGUAUAUUUAAUAAAACUAAGCAUUAGAUAUGAACAUUAAUUAUUUUAAGGAACACAAAUAUAGUUGAAUGUUGAUUUUAAAAUAAUCAUUUAUGUAAUUGUAAUGCAAAAUACUGUUUUUUGUAAUUAUUCUUUUUUUGUAAAUUAUUAUGAUGAAUAUGAUGCACAAACAGAGCAGCAGAAUAAAUUUUGUGGCUGAUAUUAUUAGUAAUAUCAUGAUUAUAGUAAACUAAUACAUGGCUGAUUGACAUAGCUUGGAAAAAUUGAAGUACCACAAUGGAGUUAAUUGAAAGUUUAAGGCACUUUCAUUUAAUUAAAUUAGAUUAAUAAAUAUUGUAUUCCUGUCUGAUGAUGAAAAAUUGUUAAUGCAGUGUCAAAAACAACCAGAAAAUGACACAAAAUUAAGCCAGUCGUCACAGAAAUAAACUUUUAUAAAGAGAUAUUCCCAUAAAGGUAUUAUUUUUUUAUUGUUCAAUUUUUGGAUUCUAUGUUUCUUGAAAUAUAAAAUUUCUAAUUUUGAGAGAAGAUCUAAUUUAUUCUUCCUCAUCAUUCUUAAAGGUUUGUCAUUGAAAAUAAUAAACUGAAAGUAAAGAAACAAUUAAUUAAACUGAAAAAAAAAACAAUUGAAUUAAAUAAACUCAAAACUUAGUGCAGAAGUGGUAUUGAAAUGUAUUAAAAACAGUAGUUAGGCUGAUCAAUUUGAUGAUAAAUUGUUUGAUGUAUUCUUUUAAAAAACAAAUGUAAAUUUGUUAAAAUUGAAACUGAACUGUUUAAUUAAUUAAACUGAAAAAACAAUUGAAUUAAAUAAACUGUUAAGUUGAUUGUAAGGUUACUUUGUUCGAGACAGACAUUGUCAAUAUUGAAAUGGUGCAUUUAAAACAAGUUUUAGCCAGCCAGUUUCAUGGGCUAUGGUAGAAUACCUAGUUCUGCCGUAAAUACUGUUACAAAAGUGGAACUUUGUUUAUAUCCUUGGGUAUUAUUUAGAUAAUCCUUACCUCUAUCAGGUUAUUUUCUUUACAUGUCAGGAUAAUUAUUCCAAUUAGUUUGUAUUUUUCAUUCGCUCAGUUAACAUGGAGUGGAGUGAUAAAGAAAACUGAAUAGCUGUGAUAGCCUUACAAAAAGUCGGAAAAUGUAGAUCAGAGAUUUUCAACAUUGUAAAACCUUUGGGUAUGUCCGUGUACCGCACUAUAAAUAGAUAUAAUGAGACUCUAUCUGUAUGUGUCAGACCUCGACCAGGCACUGUGAGAACGGUAAAUGUAGUGAGAGCAGUGACUGCUGGAAUCAGAAGAAACCCCAUUCGAAAACAACAAAUGUCUCAGGAAGUGAGAAUCUCUGUCAGAUCAAUGUCUCGCAUUAUAAAAAGUUACCUUAGGAUGGGUGCAUAUCGAAGAAUGACAGGACAAAGGAUAACCACUUCCCAAAAAAUUAGAGUGGAUGGCUGCAAAGUGCUCCUUGGCCGUUACACCAAUGGCUUUCAUCGAAAGAUUUUGUUUAGCGAUGAGAAAAUUAUUACAAUUGAAGAAAAAUUGAAUCGCCAAAAUGAUCGUGUGUACACACACAGCUUUAAAGAAGUCCAGGAAGUCCUUGGAAGAGUGGAAAGAGGUCAUCACCUUUCCUCAGUGAAGGUUUGGUGGAUAGUUUACUUUGAUGACACUAUAAAUCUCCAUUAUUGUGAAAAAAGAGUUAAAACAGCCGCUAAAAACUUUCAGGAUUAUAUUUUGGAACAUGUUGUCAAGCCCCUAAAUAAUACUCUGUUUGCUGGCACUCUUUGGAUCUUCCAGCAGGAUUCCGCUCCAGCUCACAAGGUCAGGUCAACUCUGACUGCAAAAGAACAUUCCAGAGUUCAUCUCGGCCUCGGAUUGGCCCUGACCUCAACCCACUAGAUUAUCGUCUUUAUUUUAAACUAGAGACAAUGGCGUGCCACAGAGCACACCCUAACUUGGAAAGUCUCAAACUGUCUCGGGCCCGAACAGUUGAGCACUGGCCACAGAGAUUAAAUGCCUGUGUCAAGACAAAAGGGGAACAUUUUGGGUAAUUUCUUUUUUGUUUUACUCUCUGUAGACAUACAUUUUAUUUUCUAACAAAGUUUUUGAAAAAAUUGAUUUUUCUGUUUAAAUUUAUAUAUAUUUUCUUGUAACAAUAUUUGUGACAGGACUAGGUAUAUUAUUUUAGAAGAUAAAUAUAAAUUUUUUGAAAUUGUUAUUCACAGCUGUUCGAAGAUGGAACACUUAGAGUGGAUUAAUGCAUUAUAUUUCACAGUAAUAGACAUUCGGGUUUUGGGGGUUAAUAGGAUUUUAUAGAAUUAAUAAAACUCAAAAUGAAUGCUCCACAAAGUGAAACUAAGAAAUAUCAAACCACAUAGUAAUGGAUACAAUUUUCAAACUUAUUUCCUAAAGAAUAGUAAUAAGGAAUCUUUAAAACAAACCUCAGCCUUAUAUUAUUAAGAAAUCAACUGCCAAUCGGCUAUUGUGGCAUGGUACCACUUGAGGUUCAGGCAUCACCCUCCUAAGUAUUCUAGUUCCGAAUAUACUCAUAUUUGCACUCUCUUUUUGGUUUAUAAAGCUAAUUGUCGGUUUAUGAGUUGAUAUUGUCUAUUAAUGGUAGGUUUACUUUAAAUCAUAAAUAAUAAUAAUGUGGAGAUAGUCGAUUGUGAUUAUAAUUUGAGGAGUUGUUCAAGAGUGCAGUCAAAUUACAUAAUAUUAUAUAGGCAUAGCCAGUAAAAUACUAUUAUAAUAUAUAGAAUUUAAUUUUACCACAACCCUGUCACACUCCUUCUCAAUUUAAUAAUAAUAGAUGAAUGAAUGAACAAUCUUCAGUAAUAAUUAUAUUUAUUAUUAUUUUAUUUAUUUAUUUAGAAAUAUAACAGUCUGUCAUGAGGACAAUAAUUAUAGUGAUAUAUGAUAUAACACAUUCAUACCAUAUAUACAGAAAAUAUAAAAUUAACAAAAGUAAAAUAAUAAUCAAAAACUAUGUACAAUAAAAAAUAAAAUAACCUAAAGAUAAUUAAAUUAAAAACAUAGUCAUGCCUAUAUACAAUCAGGCAGGGAACCCCUAGCCAGGUUUCUUCCUCCAAUUAUAGAAGGAAAAACAGGACUUCAAGAGAUCCCUGCGCUACUCUUUCAACCGCGUCACUGCUGCUAGAACCAGUGGAGAAUUAUAUUUAUUAUUUGCAAACUAAUAUUUAAAUUAAAAUGUUUUGUAACCUUAUUUAAAAUAAGCCUAACUGAACUUAUAUUGUUGUUUCAUAUCACGAUACAUUUUAAAAAAGCCUUUUGUACACAAUAACAAAGUAUUUAUUUGCAAAGAAUUAAUAAUUUUUAAAACCUUAUCUAUUACAACAAUUUAAUUAUAAUGAAACAAUAACUUAUAUAUAUACUGCUAGGUUUACCUUAAAUCAUAAAUAAUAAUAAUGUGUAAAUAAAUAUAUAAUAACAAUUAUAUUUUUUGUUUUAGGUAUUUAGCUGGUUUCUACAACCUCCUUGAAGAAAAUGCUUAGACAUGAUAAACUACUCUGCCGAUUGGAGAUGUCUUUGGAAAAUAAUGGCAGAAAUGUGAAUGAGACCAUUGACAAUCAAAUCACAAAUGAAAUAAGAUACUCUGCCAUGGAAAUUUUCUUCAGUUGAAUCCACAUCAGAAAAGUUAAUAUCUUCAAGACUCCAAACUGAGGGAAUGCAGUCUUUACCUACGUAUAGUAAAUCAGAGGCCUGGAACCACCACUCUGAGAAACAAGUAACACACCUUCCGACACCGAAAUGAGAUUGUAUACUUUCCAAUAUCGCUAAAGAAGUUAAAGAUAAUAAAUGCAGAAUCAAAAGACAAAUUAUUGUAAUUAUUCUUGUCAUUUAAUUAUUGUAAUCAUUACAGAAACUAUUGAUGCUAUUUAUUUUUGUUAUUUUAGAGAUGGAUAUAUAAUUGAUUUUUGAAAUUGUUAAUGAAAAAUGGUCAGGAUGUACAAUCAAAAAAAGUGUUUAUUGAUUUGAGACCAGGCAAGAACUCUCCAUGCUAUACAAGAACUUUCCGUCUUAAUUUUUGAAUUCAUUAUUGUAAUUAUUCAUGUUAUUUAAUACUUGUUAUUAUUAUAAAAUAAAUAAAGAAUACUUUAAUAUGUAUUACAUCAAGUUGAAUCAAUAUGCUGAGAUGAUAAAUAUGUAUACUUAACAAGAAGUAAUAAGAGAAUAAGUAAAACAAUCUUUUUUCAGGAAAAAAUUUAAAGGUGUUAGCUAUAAGAGUUGAAAAGAAAAGAGCUUAUCUUCUCCAAAACUUAAAAUUAGCAAAUCUUAUAUUUAAUUCUCUUAAUACUUUUAUUAAAAGAUGUAUUUUGUGUGUAAAUCCAUAUUUCCAUUAUAUUUUUCAAGGUUAUGUAAUAGUUUCAUGAAUAAUUGAAAUUAUUUUAUCAUAAUAUAAGAAAUAGUCCAUGGUACUACCCUUCUAUUCAAAUUAUCAACAUCUGCCUGAUAUUCUUAACUUAGUGAAUAUAUAUUAUAAAUGAGAAAAAUGUAGUGUAAUAUAAGUGGUUAGUUUUAUUUCUUUUAAGUGAUGUUUGUAAAAUAUAUAAUAGAUAAACUUGUGUAAAGAUUUUAUAUAUUACCACCUACAUUUAACACAAUAAAAAAUAAAAUUUGAACUUCUAAAUUCUUACUAUUCCCGUUAUCCUUAAUAUACUUGUAAUGAUUAUGUUUUUGUUACUUAUUUCUGUCUAUACUUUAUACAUGUAUAUAUCUCUUGAAUAUCUGAAUUAAUUUCAUCCUUGAAGACCCAAAAGUUUGUAUUGAGCGUUCUAUUUCGCAAUAAUAUAAUGAUUAAAUCCUGAUCAUUUGUUCCAUGACAUAAACACAGUCAAUCAACUAUAAUCAAUAUAUU